UUUAUUGUCCCGCUGACAGAGCAAAACUUAAAUUUCAAAAUAUUUUGUUAUUUAUUUUGACAAUCCAGUGACCCGCUAUAACCUCGAAAUCAAAAUAAACAAAUCCGAAAAUUAUCUGUCGUCUGAAAAUUUUGAAAAUUCCCGUUCUAUUCUUUUUAAAAUUUCCGAAGAUGAGUCUGAACAUGGACCUGCUGCCCAACGAGAGUGAAAUUAAGGAGCAUCUGAAAAACCUAUCAGAGGAGUUUGACAGUUUAGGAUUACCAUCGAUAAAUGUGAACGUCGAUGUUUUGGAACAACUGAUGAAUAGUAUUUAUGGGCUGAUUCACAUGUACAGGAAAUCUAUAGCUCAAAACAAGGAGCUUGCAAUGAAGCAGUCAGCCUUGGUCAAUAAAACUCAGAAUCUAGAGAAACAAAUCGAUCAGGUGAAUAGUAAACUAGUAACAAAGGAAUCUGAGAAUGUAAUUCUGUCUGAAACUCUCCGGAAGAAAGAUUAUGAUAUAGAAUCUUUGAAAACUGACAAGACUUUGUUGAGCAAAAAUGUUUGUGCUUUGAAGAACUGGAGUGCACAGAAUGAGAGGCAAUUGAAGCACAAAUUGAAUUCAUUGGAACAAGAGAAGGAGUCAUUGAAAAUUAAAUUGGGUGAAAGCAUUGGUAUAUACGCAUCCAGAGAUGACGCCACGGUAGAGAUGUUGCAUAAAUAUAAAGCAAAGGAGGAGAUUUACCUGGACACAAUAAAUAAACUGCAACAGAAUAAUGAGCAACUGUUGAACGAAGUUUUGUCUUUAAAAGAAGAAGUUAUUAUCGCUUUAUGCAAUACUAACACAUUGUGAUUGUUUUAUUUGUAUUUUUGUAUGGUAAUAAAGUAUUUUUCUAUUAA
Molecule: messenger RNA, 877 nt
Organism: Nicrophorus vespilloides
Lineage: Eukaryota; Metazoa; Arthropoda; Insecta; Coleoptera; Silphidae
Exons: 4
Coding region: 171-830 (219 amino acids)
Source: RefSeq, a predicted model, not a curated record